This is a messenger RNA of Sitophilus oryzae (rice weevil), 842 nucleotides long. RefSeq names its product glutathione S-transferase 1-like. Lineage: Eukaryota; Metazoa; Arthropoda; Insecta; Coleoptera; Curculionidae. Gene Ontology annotation, biological process: glutathione metabolic process. The transcript has 3 exons. The record is from RefSeq and is a predicted model, not a curated record. Gene Ontology annotation, molecular function: glutathione transferase activity. The coding region runs from base 96 to 746 and encodes 216 amino acids.
GCUAAGCUGACUCCAGCUAUAAAGUCGGAUCCGAAAAUCGGUAAUUUCAGUUAUCAGUCGACACAGCUAACUGGGCUAAGAGCUACACUAACAACAUGGCACCAAAGUUAUAUGGUAUAGCUGUAAGUCCUCCAGUCAGAUCAGUUCUGAUCUGUGCCGAAGCUCUGAAGCUGCCCCUGGAGUUUGUUACAGUUAACAUUUUAGCUGGAGACCAAUUGAAAGAAGAUUUUUUGAAGAAAAAUCCUCUACAUACUGUGCCAGUAUUGGAAGACGACGAUGGAACUAUCAUAAUCGACAGCCACGCCAUUUUGAUAUAUUUGGUCAGCAAAUAUAAAAAAAAUGAUCCUUUGUAUCCCCUAGAUAAUCUAAAACAAAAAAUUCGCAUAGACGAAAGAUUAUUCUUUGAGGGAGGUACUUUGAGCCACAGACUCGGCAAUGUUCAGUCACCCCUAUUUAAAGGCAUCAAACCUACUGAGAGUACUCUGGGUCUACUCAAGGAAGGUCUUGGAUUUCUAGAAGCCUUUUUGGUCAACAACAAAACAAAAUACAUAGCAGGAAACAACGUGACAAUUGCCGAUUUCAGUAUUGUAACAACUGUCACUUGUAUCGACAACUACGUGCCGUAUUCACAAUUUCCUCAGUUGAAGGCAUACAUCGAGAGACCUCAAAAAUUGCCCUGGUAUAAGGUCAACGAAGAAGGCAAUGUUCAGUUGGCUGGCUUUAUUAAAUCUAAACUGGAAUCUUAAAUGAUUUCGUACUUAUUAAGCUUUUUAGUUUUUAAGACACCUAUUUUGUAAGACGAAUUGACAAUGUAAUAAACUUAAUUAUAAUUUCCGAGAAAA